This is a messenger RNA of Abrus precatorius (Indian licorice), 990 nucleotides long. Its product is annotated as transcription factor bHLH94-like. Gene Ontology annotation, molecular function: RNA polymerase II cis-regulatory region sequence-specific DNA binding; protein dimerization activity; DNA-binding transcription factor activity, RNA polymerase II-specific. The record is from RefSeq and is a predicted model, not a curated record. NCBI's taxonomy places the organism in Eukaryota, Viridiplantae, Streptophyta, Magnoliopsida, Fabales, Fabaceae. The coding region runs from base 1 to 990 and encodes 329 amino acids. Gene Ontology annotation, biological process: regulation of transcription by RNA polymerase II. The transcript has 3 exons.
AUGUGUUUACCCGAGGGAGAGAGAGACAGAGAGAGAGCCAUGGCAUUAGAAGCAGUGGUGUUCCCACAAACACAAGGUUACACUUCAAUCAAGGAUUUCUACAACUGCAACUUCUUGUCUGCUUCACCUUCUCCCAACUGGGGUGCCUAUGAUCACCUCAACCUUGACAAAGAAGAAGAAGAACAAGACUCUAUCACUAACUUUCUCGAUAGCCAAACAGAGAAUUACCCUUAUGGGGAUUGGACCAGUUCCUCCACUUCUUCAAUGUUACCCCACUUGAAUGAAACCACUGACCUCAGUAACAACCAAAACAUUGAUACCCCAACUCGUCCCAAGAGGCGCAGACCCAAAAGCAGAAAGAACAAGGAGGAAAUUGAGAACCAAAGAAUGACUCACAUUGCUGUGGAGCGAAAUAGGAGAAAGCAGAUGAAUGAGUAUCUCUCUGUUCUUCGCUCUCUAAUGCCAGAUUCUUAUAUCCAAAGGGGUGAUCAAGCUUCUAUAAUUGGAGGUGCUAUUAACUUUGUGAAGGAGCUUGAGCAGAGGUUGCAGUUUCUUGGAGCUCAGAAAGAAGCAGAAGUGAAAUCUGAUGGUGGUGAUGGUGCAAACAAUAACAUGCCCUUUUCUGAGUUCUUCACUUUUCCUCAGUAUUCAACGAGUGGUGGUGGCUGUGAUAGUUCUGCAGCCAUAGCUGAGCACGUGGGUGAAGUUCAGUCUUGCAUUGCUGACAUAGAAGUGACCAUGGUGGAAAGCCAUGCAAAUCUCAAAAUAAGAUCCAAGAAGAGGCCAAAGCAGCUCUUGAAGCUGGUGUCUGGUUUGCAUACCAUGCGUCUCACAAUCUUGCACCUAAAUGUUACCACCACCGGUGAAAUUGUCCUAUACUCUCUCAGUGUUAAGGUAGAGGAUGAUUGCAAGUUGGGAUCAGUGGAUGAUAUAUCUGCAGCUGUAUACCAGAUGCUGGAUAGGAUUCAACAAGAGGGAAUGUUGAAUUAA